Messenger RNA from Jaminaea rosea, 2659 nucleotides. Its product is annotated as DNA polymerase alpha, subunit B. NCBI's taxonomy places the organism in Eukaryota, Fungi, Basidiomycota, Exobasidiomycetes, Microstromatales. The transcript has 3 exons. Gene Ontology annotation, cellular component: alpha DNA polymerase:primase complex. The record is from RefSeq and is a predicted model, not a curated record. The coding region runs from base 388 to 2550 and encodes 720 amino acids. Gene Ontology annotation, biological process: DNA replication; DNA replication initiation. Gene Ontology annotation, molecular function: DNA binding.
GAAUAUGGCAUCAGACCUUCUUCGCCCUUUCUUACUGGUAGAUGUGGGAGAUGAGCGCAUGAUCGACGGGCAGUCGAGCGGCGCACCCAUCUCGUGAGACGCAGUGGGCGUCACAAUCCGUCUCGGUCAGGCACAGAUCUCCAGCAGACUGUAUCGCUAUUCUAUCGAGGCCUGCCUCUAUGGCAGAAUCAGUCGUGCGAAUGAGAUUGCCAUGAUGUGAGACAGGGUGGUGAGGCGGUGAGGUGGUGAGGUCCGGAGCGGAAGAAGUCGCCUGCCGGCCGGCCAAAUUGACGCGGAGCGGAAACGCGCCUCUCUGGACGCGCUUCGACUUGGACUUUGGAAUCCAACACUCAUUGUUACCUCCUCCCCUUCCACACGACCGCCAACAUGAGCGAGGAUGUCGCUCGCAAUGGUCUCGUCGAGCAAUUUGGUCGCCCUCUCGCAGAUCAUGCAGACAGCAUGACCGAGUGUCUCUCUCUGCUGCGCCUCUACUCCCUCACACCGCAGACCCUCUUCUAUCGCUGGGAAGCAUUCGCUCUCAGCUCUCUCCCUUCGGAGGCGCGCGCGAAUCCGACAUUGCAAGACUUCAGAGCGCUCCGUCAACACCUUCAGUCCUCACUCGAGACGGCUAAUGCAUCUUCUUCUUCCGCGGGGGCCUACGCGCAGACGCCAAAGAAAGAUGGACUUGCUGGUUUCGGUGCCGGCUCGGCGGGGCGUACCGGAGGGGCAAGUGCGAGGAAGAUGAUGGGAUUGGGUGGGCUCAUGGGAUCCGCUCCCAGCUCGACCUCGAUGCAAACCCCUUCACGCCCGUCAGCGCUUAGUCGCGGGUCGCGACCCACGGCAGGAGGUGUUGGGGACGAUUCGAUGGAGAUGGACGACUCGCCUCUCCGACCAGGCGCAGCGAGGGCUAAUGGCGGCCAACAAUCAUCUGGGCCUGCGGGAGCUUGGCAUGCAACGCAGACAUUGAACAGCAAGAUUCCUGCGAGCAACGGUGACGAAUCACGAGGCUCCUCGUCGCGCGUAGCAUUGGCUGUGGGGACCGACCCGAGGAAAUGGCAAUACCGCUACAUGUUCGAGCGCGGUGGAGAGCGAGGAGAGGCUUUGGACGACUCCCUCGAAUCCUACUCCUCCCUCAUCCUCGAGACGUACAACAUCAGCGAAGAAGACCUAGGCGACCCGUCCCACACGCAUCAGCAGUCUGUCUACGUCGUGGGCCGUAUCACGCCCAACCUGACCGCGAUGACCGCGAAAGCAUCAGACAACACCGCAGCCACAGCCGGUGGUCUCCCGCGCCUGAAGCCGAGCGCAGACGGGAUCCUCAUCGAGUCCUCCAAGCUGCAAGGCGCAGGAGCACGCGUGCCUAUCAGAUUUGAGAAAGAUUGCACGAUCCGUCGCCCACCGGGUGACAUGGACGCCGACUCAGGGCCGUCCUCCCCCGCAGAGCUCCUCGGCCUCUUCCCCGGUCAAGUGCUCUGUCUCAAAGGGCGCAACGGUGGCGGGUCCGUCUUCGGCGUAGAGGAAGUACUUCUUCUCCCUUCCCUCUACCAGGCCUCAACUGCUCCCUCGCGUUUGCUCGAGUUGCAGCAUACUGCUCCGAAUCACCUCCGCGGCCAGGCGCUGAAUAUCGCUGUAGCCUCGGGACCUUAUACAGCGGAGAUGGAUCUAGACUUCGCGCCAUGGCAUGCAUUGAUGGAUAAUGUGGCGCGAGAGGCGGUGGACGUGCUCGUCCUCCUAGGUCCCUUUAUCCCGCUCUCGCACCCGCUCCUCCCCACCUCGCAACACCUCCCUGCCGACCUCUUCAAACAGCACUUCGCCUCCCGCCUCAACAGCCUCACCUCCCCCUCGGGCUCCGCAGGCACCACCCCGAUCCUCCUCCCCUCCGUCCUCGACGCCCUGACCUCGCAUGCGGCCUGGCCUCAGCCGAAGUAUGAUGCUGCUGAGCUUGGCCUGAGCAAGAAGACGAAGCUGCUACCAAAUCCGUGCUUGUUCAGUGUAAACGAGGUGGUCGUCGGAGUGAGCACGGCGGAUGUCCUGAGGGAUUUGAGGGGAGAGGAGCUGGUCGUGCGACUCAAGAACGCAGCAGCGCAGACAGGAGGGGCAACACCUCCAACACCGCAGAAGGAGGACGUCAUCGCUCGCGCUGUGCGACACAUCAUGUCGCAGCGAAGCUUCUACCCCCUCUUCCCACCCCCACAACCACGUCCGGCCCCCGGCGCGAGCUCAGAGGAAGCGCCCCUCCCCCUCUCCCUGCCACACCAACACCUCGCCCUCUGGCAGUCAGUCACGCCUGACGUCCUCUUACUGCCUUCUUGCUCCCUAGCCCCAUUCGCAAAGAUUGUCGACGGGACCAUCGUGAUCAACCCUGGACCGGCUGCAGGUGGAGGGGACGAGGGACAAUCGCAAGAGGAGGGGAAAGCAGCCAAGCUUACCAUCCUGCCAUUAUCGCGCGCUGAGCUAGAGCAACAAGUCAACGCGGAGGACGAACCGAGAGGACAUGACGUGUGGAGUAGGACGAGGGUAGAUUUGUUGGGAGUGCCGUUGCGCAGGUAGAGGGGCGCGCAGAGGGACUUCUAUUGCUCGAAGCUGGUAAUGCUGAUGUAGACUACGCGACGCGACGACAGACCCAAACCCGCUCCCUUCUCUUGACACCGAGUGCUGC